CAUAUGUAAAUAUAAUACAACGAUAGUUUCAAUAUAUAAGACACAGUUUUGGUAGUAAUUAUCAAGUUAAGAAUGAUAUAUAAAUAGUGAAUAGGAGUUUAAACAGUGAUUUCGUCGAAAUAGGGUUUCGUUUGAAAUAAACUUUCGCCAGAUGAUUGCUAGUGUGUUAAGAGGAAGGAUGUGAACCAGGACGUUAUAAUAAACACUUUUAAUGGUGAAAAACUUUUUUCGACAGAAGAGCUAGAAAAUGCCUAUGCACUGUCUAUAAACAUUGUUAACUUUACAAUUGUUCGGUGCUCAACAUUGCGGAUUUGUUGGUUUGUUCUGGCAGGAACUAUAACAAUUCAAACGAAACAGAAGUUUAUAUAUUGACGGGAACUUCGGAAGACUUUUCUCUGUCAACUCAGGGCCACUUUGGUUAAAUAUGACAGAUUACUUGUUUUCGGUCAAAAAGCUGGUCGAUCGUUUAAAUCUACAAUUAUCUGAAAAUUCAUUAUCGUCCAAAAAGAAAACUAAGAUUAAAAUUCCUGUGUAUGACGUUUCGGGCACGUGCAUAUCUGGAAAUGAAGCAGACGUACGAUACCGGAACAAGAACGGAGGCAAUGAAAUCAGUAGCAAACGCAAGAAACGCAGGCCUAAAACAGAAAUAUCAGAUCCGAACACUCGUCGCCAGUCUUUAUAUCAGGUUAUAAAACUGAAUAAAGGUAAAUUAUCAGGAAAACAUGACGGAGAGAGUUAUUUGAAGUCACCGGCAACGACAGCGUCUAAUUCUCCAGCGUCCUCGCCUUUAAACAACAAAAAUAAAACACUGUUCGAGUUCAAUAUAUAUAAUAUCAGUAAUGAUAGUGAUUCAGGUACGUGUGCUAUUUAUAGAGAACAGAAAUAUCCAAGGUGCGAGGACAAACACAGUGCAUUGUUACUGAGCCCUGAUAUUUCAUGUGUAACCAAACCAAACUCUCCAAACAGAUUACAUUUAGAGAAUUGCAACUCUUCAAGCAGCGAUAAAUCUGUCAUUCCUGAAGCUGAGCUUAGAUCUCCUUCGCCGUACGACACAGUUUUUCAAGACUGGGAGAGUCCAAACUGCAGCCGAAAAAACCGUGUAACAUCCCGCCAAAGAUUGUCAGUAUCUAAAAAUGUGCCGCUUUCUCCGCCUAUACCAAAUGCAGAAAGAUCCACUCAACAAUUUUGUAACUUUCAGUUAAAGCUCGACACAUUAAGAGCAGAGCUGCUUGCCAUGAGGAAGGCGGACCAAGAACUCGCAAAAAAGCUUCUUAGCUUGUACUCUGAAAUCCAGAUUUUAAAGGUGAAGAAUUCCUGUAUGAAUUACAGCGAACUAAUUGACGAGGCGGUGUACGAGACGGAAAUGGCGGACGAUUUUCCGGAUAUGUGUGAUGCGCCCCGGAAGUUCACGAACAAGUUACUGGCCAGCCAUGGCGUUACGAGUUUUAACAUUCAUUCUAGGCGAUUUUCUUGCAGUUAAAUAAACAGAUUUAUAAUUAAACAGUUUGAUUAAUACAAUAAGCAUUUUAUGCUGUUGAUACUUACAUUUUUCCUAAUGACAUCAUCACUGUCACACUAGCUUUGGGUGAAUUUUUACUCAAAAGACUGCUUAAUUCCAAAAGAUAUAAAUCCAUGAAAAACUUCAUGUAAGUAACUAAAAAACCCACGUAGGUGUGGAAACAUCUAAACACGCAACUCAAAACCCGUGAGUUUAAGAAACUAUUAAAAAAACAGCAAAAAAAUGUUAUAAAUCUCGAAAAAUUUAAAUCCACAAUCAAUUCUAUAAAAACACAGACUGUCGUUUGCCCGCUAUAUGUAUGACAGGUGUCAAUAGCUUGACCUUAUGAAAUAGACAUCAUUUGAUGUUAAUUUCAGACUAUAAAUAACACGAGGUCAAAUUUAAUUUAAGUAUCGCU
Messenger RNA from Ruditapes philippinarum (Manila clam), 1916 nucleotides. RefSeq lists its product as uncharacterized. The transcript has 2 exons. The record is from RefSeq and is a predicted model, not a curated record. NCBI's taxonomy places the organism in Eukaryota, Metazoa, Mollusca, Bivalvia, Venerida, Veneridae. The coding region runs from base 425 to 1480 and encodes 351 amino acids.